UCUGGAUAGUUGGUCCGCGGCUAUGAGGCAGUGCCCAAUCUCCACAUAGGAUUUAAUUGUCUUUAUCUGAGGGGCGGGCCUCGCUGUCAACUCCACUUCUUGUGAGCUGUGUUGGCAUAAAGGCAUUCAGUACAGAGGAAUGUAGACAGCUGAGAGAGAAGCACACUACACAUAGCCGCACUAUGAAGGAAAUAAUGGCACAGAAAGAGAAGCUACAAAGUCUGAAAGAUUUCCACAAGGACACACUGAAGCCUUCGCCAGGGAAGAGCCCAGGCACUCGACCGGAGGAUGAGGCAGAGGGAAAGCCCAUCCAGAGGGAGAAGUGGGCCAGCAAGUUAGACUUUAUCUUGUCCGUGGCCGGAGGCUUUGUCGGUUUAGGGAACGUGUGGCGCUUCCCGUACCUCUGCUAUAAGAAUGGUGGAGGUGCGUUUCUCAUCCCCUACACCAUCUUCCUGUUUGGUGGAGGCCUGCCGGUGUUCUUCCUGGAGGUGGCUCUGGGCCAGUAUACCUCUGAGGGAGGCAUCACCUGCUGGGAAAAACUCUGCCCCAUCUUCACCGGUAUUGGCUACGCCUCCAUUGUGAUCGUCUCUCUCCUGAACAUCUACUACAUAGUGAUUCUAGCCUGGGGACUCUACUACCUAUUCCAGUGCUUUCAGCCGGAGCUGCCAUGGGCCAAAUGCAAUCAGCCAUGGAACACAGCCCGGUGUGUGGAGGACACAUUCCGCAAGAACAAGACCCUGAUGCUUGCUGCCAACAUCACCAACUUCACCUCCCCUGUCACUGAGUUCUGGGAACGCAACGUGCUGAGCAUCUCUUCUGGGAUCGACGACAUCGGCCCCCUGAAGUGGGACCUAGCCCUAUGUCUCCUGGCAGUAUGGAUUGUCUGCUUUUUCUGCAUCUGGAAGGGAGUCAAGUCCACUGGGAAGGUGGUGUAUAUCACAGCAACUUUCCCUUUCAUCAUGCUUAUCGUGCUGCUGGUGCGUGGAGUGACUCUGCCAGGGGCAUCCGAAGGGAUAAAAUUCUAUCUCUACCCCAACAUGACCCGCCUACAGGACCCAGAGGUGUGGAUCGACGCGGGAACCCAGAUAUUCUUCUCUUACGCCAUCUGUCUGGGGGCUAUGACGUCACUGGGGAGCUACAACAAGUACAAAUACAACUGCUACAGGGACUGUUUGCUGCUGGGAGGCCUGAACAGCGGUACCAGUUUUGUGUCUGGCUUCGCAAUAUUUUCCGUCCUGGGCUUCAUGGCACAAGAGCAAGGGGUGGACAUUGCCGAUGUGGCAGAGUCAGGUCCUGGCCUGGCCUUCAUUGCUUACCCUAAGGCUGUGUCCAUGAUGCCCAUGCCCACGUUCUGGGCCAUCCUAUUCUUCAUCAUGCUUCUGCUACUAGGCCUCGACAGUCAGUUUGUGGAAGUGGAAGGACAGAUCACCUCCCUGGUGGAUCUGUAUCCAUCCGUCCUAAGGAUUGGUUACCGCCGUGAGAUCUUUAUAGCUGUGAUGUGUUGCAUAAGCUAUCUUCUGGGACUCACCAUGGUAACAAAAGGUGGCAUGUAUGUGUUUCAGCUCUUUGAUUACUAUGCAGCCAGUGGUGUGUGCCUUUUGUGGGUUGCAUUCUUUGAAUGUAUUGCCGUAGCCUGGAUUUAUGGUGCUGAUAAUUUCUAUGAUGCAAUUGAAGACAUGAUUGGCUACCGACCUAACCCGUGGAUGAAAUGGAGCUGGACAUUUAUCACUCCCGUCCUCUGUGCGGGUUGCUUUAUCUUCUCUUUGGUGAAGUACAAGCCCCUGACCUAUAACAAGGUGUAUGAGUACCCAGACUGGUCUAUUGGCCUGGGCUGGUCUCUGGCCCUCGCCUCCAUGAUCUGCAUCCCCAUGGUAAUGGUCAUCAAGAUCCUCCAGUCCGACGGACCGCUUAUAGAGAGGAUUAAGGCAGUGGCGGCCCCAGUAAAGGGAGGUGCGAGUUCUCGCCCCAAAGAGUACAGCGUGAAGGGCAGCGAGCUUACCCAGCCUCUGAACCCCAAUGGGGACAACAUCCUGAUCAAGCCCACCCACACCAUUGUAGAAACAAUGAUGUGAGCACUCUCUGUGAGAGGAAAUACUGAUUGGCGUGCUGUCUACGUUAUUAUCAUUUAUUUGCUAACUUUGAUAGUGGUAGAACCAGGUUUACAUUGUUCUAUAUAUCCGCACUAGGAAUAUUCUGGUUUGGUUUCUAUGAUGAUUAUUAAGAGAGUUAUAUAUAUAUAUAUAUAUAUAUAUACAGUGCCUUGCGAAAGUAUUCGGCCCCCUUGAACUUUGCGACCUUUUGCCACAUUUCAGGCUUCAAACAUAAAGAUAUAAAAC
Oncorhynchus gorbuscha (pink salmon) is the source of this 2336-nucleotide messenger RNA. Its product is annotated as sodium- and chloride-dependent taurine transporter-like. Gene Ontology annotation, biological process: sodium ion transmembrane transport; neurotransmitter transport; taurine transmembrane transport. The record is from RefSeq and is a predicted model, not a curated record. Gene Ontology annotation, cellular component: plasma membrane. Gene Ontology annotation, molecular function: taurine:sodium symporter activity. NCBI's taxonomy places the organism in Eukaryota, Metazoa, Chordata, Actinopteri, Salmoniformes, Salmonidae. The coding region runs from base 183 to 2072 and encodes 629 amino acids. The transcript is spliced from 14 exons.